GCCUUCAACCAGCUGGAGAUGGCUGAGAUCCCCAAAGCCGUCUUACCUCUACGACGCCUGACACGCCUGCAGUUGAACGACAACCCGGCGGUCGCCGAGCUCAUGGAGGACUACCGGCCCUGGGUCCUUCGCAUGGUUCCACACUUGGAGGAGCUUGACAACGAGACGGUCAUGGAAGUGGAAAGGCGUUCACCCGAGCCUUGGGUGAGCGGCUUUGCCGGCAUGGGGCGAGCAGUGGCCAGGUCCGUCGCCGAGGUGAAGCAUCGAGAACCGGCUCUUUCACGGGGUUUACUUGGCUUGGUGGCUCCCAAGUCGCAGAUCGCCAGGCCGGAGAUGGAGCGCAUGGACUGCGAAGGUGUGGACAGGUGCCAUCCGAGCACCACGGCCAAGGAGGCCCUCCUAGAGCGAUGGAAAGCUGCUUGGGCCGGUCCUGGGCCAACGCCCAAUGCGGACGAGAGCGGCUGCCAGAUGUGUGCGUUGGCAAGCUGGUGUGAGGCCCUGAACGCUGCUCGCAGUGUGCCCUUGGUCGUCCAUACGCGUGAGGAGCGACGAACUGCCGCCCUUUGGGCCUCCAAUGCCGGGCGCCAUGACGAUGCGCUCUUUGCCCUGCAGAGGCGGCACGACUUUUGGAACGCCUUCCUGCAACUCUGCGCUGCGCAAUACGAGUCGUUGUGCUCCUGGCCCAGAACGCAGACCGUGUGCAGAAGCUCUGUUUUUGAGUUGCAGAUCCCUGGAGCUGAGAUCUCUCGUCAAGAGCUCUUGCGUAAGGUCCAAUCCAGAUGGCGGGGCCUUCGCGCGCGGCGCCGGGUCCAAGCGUUGCGCCUGGAGCGCUGGUGCCAGGCUUUGUCUUCAAGUCAGGUGUCCGGUCUUGUGAAGUUGCAGGCAUCUUGGCGAGGUGCGCGUCAGCGCGAAGUCCUUCGGAAGAUGGGCUAUGUGCUGCCCAGCGACCGGCGCCUCGCCGAGUAUGGCCGCGCGGCCACGCAGCUGCAGGCGGCGCUGCGGGGCUCGCGGCUGCGGCAGAAGCUUCGCUGGGCCAAGGAGGUGUCCAAGAUGACGAGUGAUGAAAUGGAGGACUGUCCCGCCGUGGACUUGGAUGAGCUCCUGGACGACGCACGACGGGUGGCGGAGGCAGAUCCCUUUGGCUUCUUGAGCCUUCCAAAGGCGGUGCCGGCGGCGAGGAUCACCCCUGACCUUCCUGCGAAGCCAGCAGCUCCUCAAGGUCAACCGAUGGCUGCUUGGGGGACGCCACCCUCCACAGCUGCAGGUGAGAGAACUCCGGAGGAGGCACCACGAGGAGGCAUCCCCGACUCGCCCGCGAGCCGGCCACAGUCCGGGCGAGGCGCCAGUGCAGGCUGUCGGAGAUCGCGCUCCAUGUCCUCCACGGCGGAGUCCGCCAUGACCGAAGAAGGCCAUGGAAGAAACCGGGCUGAGCAAGCGAAGGAGGAGUGGGGCUUCAAGGACCUGUCCACAGCUCGGAACUACUUAAAGGCCCAGAGGAGGCGUCAGCCGAGAUCCGCUUGUUCAAAGCGAUCCCUGCGGUGGCGCCUGCGCCCCAGGCCGCCUCCCAUCCCUGGAGGAGGUUCCUCCAGCCGUUCGGCCCUCACGCCCACUCACGCCGGACCUCGGAAGUUCGCCACGGCCGCCCGGGGAGGCGACGCGCGCGGCGACGGAGGCUUGCCAAACGCACAAGAGGCGAUCAAGGAGUACAAGCGGCAACAAGAGGCGGAGGCCGCCGAGCGGGACGGCGCUGGCACCGUGGAGUUCCGCAGCGGCUCACCCAAUCGCAAGUUGAUGCGCAGCUCCAAAAGCCUCAGUUGAGUGGCCUCCGUUGACGCUUGCGGCCGCUUGCGCAGGUGAGUCAACAGGUUAGACAACGCUGGUGGAUGUCACAGUUGAAGGUGACAACGGACCACCCCAACAUAAACACCAUACGUAUUGAAGGUCGUACCGUGUCGUUAGGGUUUGUUCCAUUUCAUGG
Durusdinium trenchii is the source of this 1978-nucleotide messenger RNA. The record is from the annotation of a GenBank genome assembly. Lineage: Eukaryota; Dinophyceae; Suessiales; Symbiodiniaceae.